Messenger RNA from Saimiri boliviensis boliviensis (Bolivian squirrel monkey), 1916 nucleotides. It is a transcript of the gene FASLG, whose product is annotated as Fas ligand. NCBI's taxonomy places the organism in Eukaryota, Metazoa, Chordata, Mammalia, Primates, Cebidae. Gene Ontology annotation, cellular component: membrane. Gene Ontology annotation, molecular function: tumor necrosis factor receptor binding. The record is from RefSeq and is a predicted model, not a curated record. Gene Ontology annotation, biological process: positive regulation of canonical NF-kappaB signal transduction; immune response; extrinsic apoptotic signaling pathway via death domain receptors.
AAUCAGAGAGAGAGAGACAGAGACAAACAGAGGUGUUUCCCUUAGCUAUGGAAACUCUAUAAGAGAGAUCCAGCUUCUCUUCUCUUGAGCAGUCAGCAACAGGAGUCCCGUCCUUGACAUCUCAGCCUCUACAGGAUUAGGAAGAAAUAAGACCAUUUGCUGGGGCUGGCUGGAGUCACCGGCUGCCAUGCAGCAGCCCUUCAAUUACCCAUAUCCCCAGAUCUACUGGGUGGACAGCAGUGCCAGCUCUCCCUGGGCCCCUCCAGGCACAGUGCUUCCCUGUCCAACCUCUGUGCCCAGAAGGCCUGGUCAAAGGAGACCACCACCACCGCCACCGCCACCGCCACCACUGCCACCUCCACCACCGCCACCACUGCCACCUCCACCACCACCACCACUGCCUCCACUACCACUGCCACCCCUGAAGAAGAGAGGGAACCACAGCACAGGCCUGUGUCUCCUUGUGAUGUUCUUCAUGGUUCUGGUUGCCUUGGUAGGACUGGGACUGGGGAUGUUUCAGCUCUUCAACCUUCAGAAGGAGCUGGCAGAACUCCGAGAGUCUACCAGCCAAAGGCAUACAGCAUCAUCUGUGGAGAAGCAAAUAGGCCACCCUAGUCCACCCCCUGAAAGAAAGGAGAUGAGGAAAGUGGCCCAUUUAACAGGCAAGCCCAACUCAAGGUCCAUGCCUCUGGAAUGGGAAGACACCUAUGGAAUUGUCCUGCUUUCUGGAGUGAAGUAUAAGAAGGGUGGCCUUGUGAUCAAUGAAACUGGGCUGUAUUUUGUAUAUUCCAAAGUAUACUUUCGGGGUCAGUCUUGCAACAACCUGCCCCUGAGCCACAAGGUCUACAUGAGGAACUCUAAGUAUCCCCAGGAUCUGGUGAUGAUGGAGGGGAAGCUGAUGAGCUACUGCACUGCUGGGCAGAUGUGGGCUCGCAGCAGCUACCUGGGGGCAGUGUUCAAUCUUACCAGUGCUGAUCGUUUAUAUGUCAAUGUAUCUGAGCUCUCUCUGGUCAAUUUUGAGGAAUCUCAGACAUUUUUUGGCUUAUAUAAGCUCUAAGAAAAGCACUUUGGGAUUCUUUCCAUUAUGAUUCUUUGUUACAUGCCCUGAGACUGUUGUAUUCAAUGAGGGUCUUCUGACACCCAUUUGAGGUCAAGUAAGAAGACAUGAACUAAGUGGACCUUGAGACCACAGGGUUCAAAAGGUCUGUAGCUCCUCACUCACCUAUGUUUAUGAGCCAGACAAAUGGAGGAACAUGACUGAAGAACAUCUGGGCUGCCAUGUGAAGAGGCAGAAGCGUGGAAAAGCAGCUGCUAGGUGUUCUACAUUCAUCUUCAGUGCCUGAAAGUAUUUGGGCACAUUGAAAAAGACACCUUUUAACUCACCUCUCAGGGUGGGCCUUGCUACCUCAAGGGUGACUGCCUUUCUGAUACAUGGUUGUGACAUGAGUGUUUAAGGGAUGGGAAAGGAGGACUAGAAGCUUGCAUAAUAAGCUAAAGAGGCUCAAAGAAGCCAUGCUCCACUAGCAGCAUCUUCACUUAUAAACACAUAGCCUGAGCCAUCGCUGAUAGUAACAGAGAAGCAAGAGCGAUAUUAUGGGAACCCAUUCCAUUCCUAACACAGCAUGUGUAUUUCCAGUGCAAUCGUAGGGGUAUGUGUGUGUGUGUGUGUGUGUGUGUGUGUGUGUGUGUGUGAGUGUGUGAGACUAAAGAGAGAAUGUAGAGAUUGUGAAAUACGUAUUAGAAAAAUAUGGGUUGCAUUUGGUGAUAGAGUUUGAAUGCUUCUUCACAAUAAACUCUAAUAGUUCUUAAAAAUCAUUGAUUUUCAGCUACUGAUGAAGUUUUCCUAUAAUAUAAUAAAUAUUUAUAUAGAUGUACAUUUUUGGGAAAAGAAAACGUGUAAUAUAUGUUAGGAUACA